Exophiala bonariae is the source of this 2901-nucleotide messenger RNA. RefSeq lists its product as uncharacterized. Gene Ontology annotation, molecular function: RNA binding; ATP binding; helicase activity. Lineage: Eukaryota; Fungi; Ascomycota; Eurotiomycetes; Chaetothyriales; Herpotrichiellaceae. The transcript has a single exon. The record is from RefSeq and is a predicted model, not a curated record. Gene Ontology annotation, cellular component: intracellular anatomical structure; catalytic step 2 spliceosome. Bases 1 to 2901 code for a protein of 966 amino acids.
AUGUCAGACGGUCAACCCCAAACGCUCAAGACCAAGAGACACAACGUGCAUCGCCGGCGGCUUGAAGAUGUCGACUUCGAUUCUAGAUGGGGUGACGAAGAACCCGUCGAAGAAGAGGGCCAGGCUCCAGAGCCAGACUUUGCCGAAUCCUCCUCUAAACGCGUCAAACUAUCAGAUGGGUCUGCUGCGCCUCGGAUGAGAUCACUUUCUCCUGCCCAGGAAACCGCCGCAGAGAGAAUGAAGCGAGAAAGAGAUGAUGAUCUAACAAGCCGAGAUGAAUUUGCCAAGCGGCUGCAGGAUGCCGACAGAUCCAAGAAGGCCAAAGAUCGGUCGGCCGCAAAGACCAGUGUUGCAGCCCAAACUGCUCCCACCGAUUACUCCGAUACACGUCUCCAUUCCCGACAGCAAUACCUACAGAAACGGGAGGCACAGCAAUUAGCGUUAUUGAGGCAGACUGUUGAAGAGGACGAUGCCGAGUUGAGAGAACAUGGGGCAGCCCUUACCCGAAGAGAGAGAGACCAAAUCGAAAGGAACAAAGAGUUGUUACGUUUGGCAGAGGAAAGGUUAAACAUCGAUGAACACCUCGAUGGCUAUGCCCUCCCUGAGGACUAUAUCACUUCCAAAGGAAAGAUUGACAAACAAAAGAAAGAGGCAGCCCUUUAUCAGCGGUAUAUCGACAGAGACGAAUCUGGUCGUGAAAAAUUCGUGACUGAACACGAACAAUGGGAGCAAGAGCAGACGAGACGAGCUGAAGGCCAGAUCAAAAGGGCACAGUAUACUGACGACGACUAUGGCUACGUCUUUGAUGAAAGCCAACAGAUGAAGUUUGUCCUAUCUGAGACAUUGGGCGGAGACCUCGGGAAAGCGAUGACACGCGAACAAAGAGAGCUGGCUGAGAGAUUGAAUGCAGCAGAAGCGAAGGCAAAGAGUAUCGACGCCACCAGAAAGAGCUUACCCAUCUACCAGUUUCGAGAGGAGAUCAUUCAAGCUGUGCAAGAACAUCAAGUCCUGAUCAUUGUUGGUGAGACAGGAAGUGGCAAAACGACACAGCUUCCUCAGUAUCUUCACGAAGCUGGCUAUACCAAGGGCGGUAUGAAGAUUGGUUGUACUCAACCGCGCCGCGUCGCGGCGAUGUCUGUGGCUCAUCGCGUUUCCCAGGAGAUAGGUGUCAAGCUUGGUAGAGACGUCGGAUAUGCCGUUCGAUUCGACGUCCAGAGUUCUCCUGACACCAAGAUCAAAUACCUCACCGACGGCAUGCUUUUACGCGAAUUGCUCUCUGACCCCGAGCUAAGUGAGUAUUCAGCAUUGAUGAUAGACGAGGCCCACGAAAGGACCGUCAGCACCGAUAUUGCCCUCGCUCUCCUAAAGGAUAUUGCCAGAGCCAGGCCUGAGCUGAAAUUGUUGAUCUCUUCAGCUACAAUGGAUGCGCGAAAGUUUCAGCGAUACUUCGACGAUGCUCCGAUUUUCAAUAUACCAGGCCGGAGAUACGCUGUUGACGUUCACUAUACCGCCCAGCCAGAGGCCAACUAUCUCGCGGCUGCCAUCACAACUGUUUUUCAGAUCCACAUCACUCAAGGCACUGGUGACAUCCUAGUCUUCCUGACUGGACAAGAAGAGAUCGAAGCUAUGGAGGCUAAUCUAAUGGAAACUGCACGGAAACUUGGAAGUAAAAUAAAGGAAAUGGUUAUUUGUCCUAUAUAUGCGAAUCUUCCAACUGAUCUGCAGUCAAAGAUCUUUGAGCCCACACCUCCAAACGCCAGAAAAGUCGUCCUAGCCACCAAUAUCGCAGAGACAUCUCUGACAAUUGACGGUAUUGUCUAUGUGAUUGACCCUGGAUUUGUGAAGGAGAAUCAGUACAAUCCUCGAACUGGAAUGGAGUCCCUGGUUGUGGUACCUUGCAGUCGUGCGUCAGCAGGGCAGCGUGCAGGACGAGCGGGACGUGUUGGACCAGGCAAGUGCUUCCGCUUGUAUACGACUCAGGCGUACAAAAACGAAUUGGAGGAGAACACAACUCCUGAGAUCCAAAGGACAAAUCUCUCAGGCGUGAUCCUCAUGCUUAAAUGCUUGGGUAUCAAUGAUUUAUUGGAUUUCGAUUUCAUGGAUCCUCCAUCGACUGAUACCAUCGUACGUGCUGUGGAAGGAUUGUACGCCUUAGGAGCAUUAAACAAUGCCGGAGAGUUGACCAAGAUUGGUCGUCAAAUGGCCGAGUUUCCAACGGAUCCCAUGCUUGCACGAUCUAUCUUGGCUGCUGACAAAUACGGCUGCACGGAAGAGAUGCUUUCAAUCAUCGCUAUGCUCGGAGAGGCUUCUGCGCUAUUCUUCCGACCAAAGGACAAGAAAAUCCAUGCGGACAGCGCACGUGCUAGAUUCACCAAUAAAGACGGUGGUGAUCAUCUUUCACUUCUAAACAUCUUCCAAGAAUGGACUGAUUCUGACUACAGCUACGUAUGGGCGAAGGAGAACUUCCUGCAACAACGAAGCCUCACCAGGGCUCGAGACGUCCGUGACCAGCUGGCAAGAUUAUGUGACCGGGUCGAAGUAGACCCGAACAAGACCUGUGGUGGAUCGUCGAACAUCGAACCCAUUCAGAAGGCCAUAACGGCUGGCUACUUCCCGCAUUCUGCACGGCUCCAACGUGACGGCCAGAGUUAUCGCACGGUCAAGAACGGUCAGGUGGUUUAUAUUCACCCUUCUGGUGUUUUGAUGGACAAUCAACCGAAAUGGCUCAUUUAUCAUGAGUUGGUCUUGACUAGUAAGGAGUAUAUGAGGAGUUGUAUGCCGCUCAAGCCGGAAUGGCUGAUUGAAGUUGCGCCUCAUUAUUACAAGAAAAAGGACUUGGAGACGCUGGGUGUCGAGCGGAAAGUCCCAAGGGGUGAAGGCAAGGCUCAGAGUAAGAUAUGA